AUGAGUCUGUUAGCCAUUAAGGUAGCUGAAUCUCCAGUGAAAAGUGAGGGUUUACAAGAUGAACUCAGGGCUUUUGAUGCUACAAAAACUGGUGUGAAAGGAUUAGUAGAUGCUGGGAUCGAAAACAUCCCAAAAAUAUUCAUUAGACCAGCUGAUGAAGUUGCCGAGGAAUCAAACUAUGGGCACAGCAAUUUACAGAUGGUUUCAAAUGACGUGUUUAAAAGUGCUUGGCAUAGAGUGCUAUCCAACCAGGUCGGACCAAGAAUUUCAGUGGCAUGCUUCUUGGCCGGUGUCAUGGAUCCUGCGAAGGUCUAUGGUCCAAUCAAAGAGUUGACGACUGAAGAAAACCCCCCUAUAUACAAAGACUUUACAGUAAAUGAGCAUUUGGCCAAGUUCUAUUCAAAGCCGAUUGGAAAAUCAUGCCUAGAUGAUUUCAAGCUUAAAAAUUAG
Fraxinus pennsylvanica is the source of this 450-nucleotide messenger RNA. The record is from the annotation of a GenBank genome assembly. NCBI's taxonomy places the organism in Eukaryota, Viridiplantae, Streptophyta, Magnoliopsida, Lamiales, Oleaceae.